GCGGCCGGAGCCCGGAUGCGGCGGCGUGCGACGGCACGGGAGGGCGGCGCGGAUGGAUCCAACAUGGCGGCGCCGAGCCUGAGCCGAGAGAAGAGACCUGGGAAAUUAAGUUUCUUGCAAAGUGUAGCGGGGCCCGCGGCCGCCGAGCGGGGACUCUGGACCGCGCCGCGCACCUGAGCCCCCGGCAUGGCGGGCCUGAAGCGGCGGGCCGGCCAGGUGUGGCCCGAAGAACGCGGCGAGCAGGAGCACGGGCUCUAUAGCCUGCACCGCAUGUUUGACAUCGUGGGCGCCCACCUGACACACAGGGACGUGCGCGUCCUUUCCUUCCUCUUUGUCGAUGUCAUCGAUGACCACGAGCGUGGCCUCAUCCGAAACGGACGUGACUUCUUGCUGGCGUUGGAGCGCCAGGGCCGCUGCGAUGAGAGUAACUUCCGCCAGGUGCUGCAGCUGCUGCGUAUCAUCACUCGCCACGACCUGCUGCCCUACGUCACCCUCAAGAGGAGACGGGCCGUGUGCCCCGAUCUUGUAGACAAGUAUCUGGAGGAGACGUCAAUUCGCUACGUGACCCCCAGAGCCCUCAGCGAUCCAGAACCGAGGCCUCCCCAAUCCCCUAAAACAGUGCCUCCCCACUAUCCUGUGGUGUGCUGCCCCACGUCGGGCCCUCAGAUGUGUAGCAAGCGGCCAGCUCGAGGGAGAGCCACACUCGGGAGCCAGCGAAAACGCCGGAAGUCAGUAACACCAGAUCCCAAGGAAAAGCAGACAUGUGACAUCAGACUGCGGGUUCGGGCCGAAUACUGCCAGCACGAGACCGCCCUGCAAGGCAACGUGUUCUCGAACAAGCAGGACCCACUGGAGCGGCAGUUCGAGCGCUUCAACCAGGCCAACACCAUCCUCAAGUCCCGGGACCUGGGCUCCAUCAUCUGCGACAUCAAGUUCUCCGAGCUCACCUACCUCGACGCCUUCUGGCGCGACUACAUCAACGGCUCGCUACUAGAGGCGCUCAAAGGUGUCUUUAUCACAGACUCCCUCAAGCAGGCUGUGGGCCACGAAGCCAUCAAGCUGCUGGUGAAUGUGGACGAGGAGGACUACGAGCUGGGCCGGCAGAAACUGCUGAGGAACUUGAUGCUGCAGGCACUGCCCUGACCUUUCCCCUCUCACCUCUCACCUCUCGGGGGACUGCUCCCCCCGCCCACCUCUGGAGCUCACAUACCGUUCUGGGGUUUGUUCUCUACCCUUCCGACCAAUCACACCCCUGCCUUUUUUUUUUUUUUUUUUU
Molecule: messenger RNA, 1276 nt
Organism: Panthera uncia (snow leopard)
Lineage: Eukaryota; Metazoa; Chordata; Mammalia; Carnivora; Felidae
Gene: DEDD
Product: death effector domain containing
Exons: 6
Coding region: 187-1143 (318 amino acids)
Biological process (GO): regulation of apoptotic process; apoptotic process; extrinsic apoptotic signaling pathway via death domain receptors
Cellular component (GO): nucleolus
Molecular function (GO): DNA binding; protein binding
Source: RefSeq, a predicted model, not a curated record